UAUUAUUAUUAUAAUAUCAUUUGUGUCUCAGAAGUAUAUAGAAUCUUCAAGAAACAAAAUCGUUGAUGCAAACAUUUUCUUCUACCUCGGAACUCUUAAGCGUUAAUGGCUACCCCGUUUAUUGCUGGGCUUGCAGUGGCAGCUGCAGCCAUGGCUGGUAAGUAUGGAAUUCAGGCGUGGCAUUCUUUCAAGGCUAGACCCCUAAGGCCUAGAACACGCAAGUUCUAUGACGGCGGCUUCCAACCAACAAUGACAAGACGUGAAGCGGCUCUGAUCCUUGGUGUUAGAGAAAGCGUUGCUGCAGACAAGGUGAGGGAAGCACAUAGAAGGGUAAUGGUUGCAAACCAUCCGGAUGCCGGAGGCAGCCAUUACUUGGCUUCCAAAAUUAAUGAAGCCAAAGAUGUAAUGCUUCGAAAGUCCAAGGAUACUGGUUCGGCAUUUUGAUUCUGGUCGGCCUCUACAACUGAGCUUUUGUUUUAGUCAAUUUCUGAUGGCAUACAACUGAUGUGGUAAUAUAAAGGAUCUCUGUGCCAAUGGUUGCUCUUAACAGAACUUUGUAUUCAUUGUUAUAUCUUUUGACUUGUCUUGUAUGAGACUAUGAGUAACAAGUAAAAUGUAGCAGAACUAUGAAAUGAUUAUUUGAUAUCAUUUAUGGUCUAACAUA
Messenger RNA from Erigeron canadensis, 664 nucleotides. RefSeq names its product mitochondrial import inner membrane translocase subunit TIM14-1. NCBI's taxonomy places the organism in Eukaryota, Viridiplantae, Streptophyta, Magnoliopsida, Asterales, Asteraceae. Bases 106 to 444 code for a protein of 112 amino acids. The record is from RefSeq and is a predicted model, not a curated record. Gene Ontology annotation, cellular component: PAM complex, Tim23 associated import motor. The transcript is spliced from 3 exons. Gene Ontology annotation, molecular function: ATPase activator activity. Gene Ontology annotation, biological process: protein import into mitochondrial matrix.